Messenger RNA from Populus nigra (black poplar), 977 nucleotides. RefSeq lists its product as uncharacterized. NCBI's taxonomy places the organism in Eukaryota, Viridiplantae, Streptophyta, Magnoliopsida, Malpighiales, Salicaceae. The record is from RefSeq and is a predicted model, not a curated record. The transcript is spliced from 2 exons. The coding region runs from base 13 to 453 and encodes 146 amino acids.
UCAUAUUCUUGAAUGGUCAAGUCAAGUCUUAUAGGUUCUAUCCCAUUUUUGGUUCUUCAGUUAUUGGCACUAUUGAAAGGACUUCUCAGGAGUAUAUUUUUGUUUCAGAAUCAACUGACAGCUGGUAAGAUUACACAUCCCAAAAGUUACCGCAUCUUUCAGCAGCUAAAGAGGGCAACCGUUGACAUUCCAUCAACUCAUACUGGUGGAUUAGCUGAGAGAGAGCUAGCAGUCGCAGGUGAUAGGAGAGAUGGACCAUGGACGAGAACCAAAUCAAAACCAUUUCUGUGGAAAUCCAUUGUCUUGAAAGAACCAAACCCAUUUAAGUCCCCACUUAGGAGUCAGGGCCAUUACUGCAAGUGGGGUACCCUCCACUUUGUCAUGGCUCCUUGGCUCCAGUCUGCAACCAAUCCCCAAACCAUGGCGAGGCUGGCAGAACCUCGGCUCAAUUAGAGCAACCCUUGAUCCAAAACCCAAGAAUUUGCCCCCCAUUUCCUGCCAUUUCAGCACUUCCAUACCUCCCUGCCCAUAACUAAGUGUAGUGGAAGUUUUUCUGAAACUGACCACAAUAUCCCUAACUAUUCAUGCCAUUUUCAUAUGAAAACAAAAAAGUAAAAAGAAGAAGAAGAAGCUGUUAUAUCAUGGGAAAUCCAAAACACAAAAUCUCAUUGGUUACUUGGAACUUGAAAGUGACGUAGAAGAUACAUUUGCUGCUAAAUAUCUUAUCCUGUCUGCCAAACAUGUCCUACCCCCAAGUAUAUAAAUACACGUCAAAUAAUAUCUCUUUCAAAACACACUCCCUUUACACUGCUAAGCUAAGCUCUUCACUUCAGUCAGUACUGUAGGCAGAAUAUACUGUCCUUAAACAACGAAGGACUUGGAAACUCGAUUAAAACAAGCAUAGAGAGUUUGCUUUGCAAGUGGGAAUGGCUCUUCAGGCUGCUUCUUUGGUUUCCUCUGCUUUUGUUUUCCCCAAA